AUGGCUGCUCACUGUGCUUCCAAGAUUGCCAAAUUUGGUAGAGAUGAAAUCCAUGCUGUCGAGGUCACAGGUAUGGAAGUGCUCGUUGGAUUCUGGAUCCAAGUCUACAGAUCAUCACAUGGAAAUGGAAGCCAAAUCCCUCCUGUAUAUACUAUUUCACAUUAUCCCCAUAGCGAUGUCGAUGGACGGGAGCCGGAGGACGUGACCACAGUAUAUGAAGUAGCCGGCAUAGAACAACGAAGUGAAGAUCCUCACCAACAUCUGCUGCCCGUUCUUGGUGUUUUGUGUUGGGGGUUAUCCGAAGUAGCCAGAGACCAGUUGCCUCAUAGCGAACACCGCCUGCACGUGUAUUUCGCCCAAGACUGA
This is a messenger RNA of Fusarium odoratissimum NRRL 54006, 366 nucleotides long. RefSeq lists its product as uncharacterized. Lineage: Eukaryota; Fungi; Ascomycota; Sordariomycetes; Hypocreales; Nectriaceae. The record is from RefSeq and is a predicted model, not a curated record. The transcript has a single exon. The coding region runs from base 1 to 366 and encodes 121 amino acids.